This is a messenger RNA of Lynx canadensis (Canada lynx), 1901 nucleotides long. RefSeq names its product RIO kinase 2 (gene RIOK2). Lineage: Eukaryota; Metazoa; Chordata; Mammalia; Carnivora; Felidae. The transcript has 10 exons. The record is from RefSeq and is a predicted model, not a curated record. Gene Ontology annotation, cellular component: cytosol; nucleus; preribosome, small subunit precursor. Gene Ontology annotation, molecular function: ATP binding; protein serine/threonine kinase activity. Gene Ontology annotation, biological process: maturation of SSU-rRNA; protein phosphorylation. Bases 121 to 1779 code for a protein of 552 amino acids.
GCAUGCGCGAACCAUCCGGCGGCGGCGGCGGUGGAGAGGCUGGAGAGAGGCUGGUGUGUGGGCUUACCUUGUGCUCCUCAUCUGUUGUGAGGGAGACUUGUGGCUUGAUCUUGGGCCGCCAUGGGGCGAGUGAAUGUGGCCAAGUUACGUUACAUGAGCCGGGAUGACUUCAGGGUUCUGACCGCGGUUGAAAUGGGCAUGAAGAACCAUGAAAUAGUUCCCUGCAGUUUGGUUGCUUCUAUAGCCAGCCUUAAACAUGGUGGCUGUAAUAAAGUUUUAAGAGAAUUAGUGAAACAUAAACUCAUAGCUUGGGAGCGUACCAAAACUGUCCAGGGCUAUCGGUUGACAAAUGCAGGAUAUGAUUACCUAGCUUUGAAAACACUUUCUUCUAGACAGGUAGUUGAAUCUGUUGGAAACCAGAUAGGUGUUGGCAAAGAAUCUGAUAUUUACGUUGUUGCAAAUGAAGAAGGGCAGCAAUUUGCAUUAAAGCUUCAUAGGCUGGGAAGAACCUCCUUUCGAAAUCUGAAAAACAAGCGUGAUUAUCAUAAACACAGGCAUAACAUGUCUUGGCUUUAUUUAUCUCGUCUCUCUGCCAUGAAAGAAUUUGCUUACAUGAAGGCAUUGUAUGAGAGGAAAUUUCCAGUCCCAAAACCGAUUGAUUAUAAUCGCCAUGCAGUGGUAAUGGAACUCGUAAGUGGCUAUCCUCUAUGUCAGAUACACCAUGUUGAAGACCCUGCAUCUGUAUAUGAUGAAGCUAUGGACCUAAUUGUCAAACUUGCAAAUCAUGGACUGAUUCAUGGAGAUUUCAAUGAAUUCAAUCUCAUUUUGGAUAAAGAUGACCACAUCACCAUGAUUGAUUUUCCACAGAUGGUUUCAACUUCUCAUCACAAUGCUGAAUGGUAUUUUGACAGAGAUGUUAAAUGCAUUAGAGAUUUCUUCAUGAAACGUUUCGGCUAUGAAAGUGAGCUUUACCCAACUUUUAGUGAUAUCAGGAGGGAGGACUCUCUUGAUGUAGAGGUUUCUGCCAGCGGCUACACAAAGGAAAUGCAGACAGAUGAUGAAUUGCUUCAUCCAUUAGGUCCAGAUGAUGAAAAUACUGAAACAGAAGACGGAUCUGAAUUCUCACCUUCUGAUGAAGAGUUGUCAGAAAAAGCAAAAUUUCAUAAAUCAAAAAAUCAAAGUGAUCAGAAGUCUGCAGAUGAAUCCGCUGACUACUGUUGCAUAUCAUCUGGACACCUUGAACAAAUAAAGGGAGAGGAUUCGUCAGAGGAGAGUGCUGAUGCACAAAAUUUUGAAUUACCUGAAUUCAGUCAAGCUUUAGAAGAAAUAAAAGGUCAAGUUAUUGACAACAAUUCUGUAACUGAAUGUUCUGAGGAGACAGACAAAAUUGAAAAUGACACUAGGCAAAAUGGUAAACCAGGUCAAGGAGGAAUCCCCAUGAGCUCUGAAGACUAUGAAGAUGCAUGCCCUCAUCUUAUUGCCUUGUCGUCAGUAAACAAAGAAUUCAGGUCUUUCAGAGAUGAAGAAAGUAUGGAAGAUACUAAACAGUACAGGACAAGAACUCUGAGUGUUACUUCUGUGGGCAGUGUUUUAAGCUGUUCAACAAUUCCUCCGGAAUUGGUGAAACAGAAGGUGAAACGUCAGUUGACAAAACAGCAAAAAUCAGCUGCCAGACGUCGAUUACAGAAAGGAGAAGCAAAUAUAUUUACAAAACAACGGAGAGAAAACAUGCAAAAUAUUAAGUCAAGCUUGGAAGCAGCUAACUUUUGGGGAGAGUAAUAUGUUUAAGAUUUUGAAUGUUUUCCAGAACAUUAGUAUGAUCCCCUUUUAAGCCAUCUUUAGUCUUUUCUAGACCAAGGCAGAUACAUAAAUAGAUAAAUAAACUCUCUUUCAUAUAUUAA